UCAGACGUAAAUCCCUAAGUUUCAGAGUAAAACUUGGGCUAAAAAAAGGCACGCGACUGGGUUGCCUGAGGUGGCAGUGCGGCAGAGCACUUUGCCCGACUUGUACUCCGUAGUGACUUUCGAACCACCAGACAUCCAUCACAAGCCCAGGCACGACAAAGAAAAUCUCCGAUCGGAUUCUUGGAUGGAACCGAGUUUACUUUGUUUCCCCUCGCUCUGGCUAACCCCUUUGAUGCACUCAUGAAUCAUGCAUCGCCAGGUACGAGGUCAAACCAUCCGGGCAGACCGACGUGAACCAUGGAUGCACUCGUAAAGAAUUGCACGAGGAAUCCCCAUCCAGAAAGUGCAGAGAAAGUUACUUGGAACCAUCCCGACUUGUUCCUGUUGAACAAACUCGUUUCGCUUCCCCCUGAUGGUCGAGUUCAGGGACGAUGGAGCGUGGGUCUUUCCAACUCCACCGAGGCUGACGAUUCUCUUACGAUCCCCAACCACGCGUCGAGUUCUCCCUCUCUCUCUCUCUCUCUCUCUCUCCAGGGUCUGGACGGGGGGCGCUUUGCCACCUGGCGGCCCUUCUCGGAUCAACUGGCAGCCAACGAACCCUCACUGACCCGGUGUUUGUGUGUCUUUAGUUUCCGGUUUCUAACUAAUUUUUUCUGAUUCCUGCCCAAAAAGCAUCGCUGUUUGCAUUUCAGCCCUGGGCCCGACUCUGUUCAUACCCACAGGCUCGUUCUGCGCACCGAGUGGUUCCUUGCGAUUCGGAAUGGUGGAUCGGGGUUCAUGUCAAAAGCGCGCCUGGGGCGGGUGAUUGGCCGGGGGUGGGACGGGAGGGUGUGCGACUAACGAGACGCUACGAUGAUUGGAACAACGCAUCAGGAUUUAACGAUCAACGAACAACGAUCAACGAUCAGGCGGGACGAUGAUGACUCGGUCGGUGGACGAAUCGUGAGUCGACAGCCAUACCGGGCGGGGUCUCUUCAUCUGCAUGUCAUUUCUCUGGAGGUGCGAUGCAUCCACCGUGUCGGGUUUUCUGGUCAUCUUGUCAACAACGGACAGUGACUGGUCAAUGGUCAAUGGUGAAUGGGACGCCCUUCUGGGGCACAGGCACGGACGACCGAGAGGCACACACGAGAGUGACCCGACCAGGGGCACGUCUGCAUACACAAACACACCUUGUCAGACCGACUUUUCGCCCUUUUUUCUCCCCCCUCGCCGGAAAUGGGAGGUGUGACGUCGUCCAUUUCUCCAUAAUCCCAUUAUAUCAGUGAUGAGGCCCAGCACCUCCGGGCGACCCAACGGUUCGCUGCGCCCGCGACCCAGUGUUCCUGGGGAUCUUGUCUGGUUCCAGACCGCGUUGUCUUUUUUUUCAAUGUGGAGAUGUGGAUAUCCAUGCGAAGAAGAACAGAGUCGAGUCUAGGCGUCUCCGUUCGGCUCCGGUCUCCAUCCAGAUGGACAGACUGGAUUUGAGCCGCCUUCUGUCUUUUACUUAUUAUUAUUAUUAUCGCGAACCCCCCCCCCCCCUCCGGCUUCGUAGUAUUUCCUGUUCCUGGUGGCUUUUGAAUCUUUAAUCUUCUUUGAUUGUGACCUUGCGUGGACGGUGUCCUGCGGCGCUGGAUUGAUCUCCCGAUCUACACCGGCAAUAGACAUGUCAACCCGCUAAAAGCGAUAUUCGAGACGAACGCCCUCUUUGUUCAAAAAAGCUGGGGCAGGAAACUCCCAGGCCCAAGCUCUCCAAAGACAAAAAAGAACAGAAUACAAGAAAGCCAAAUUUCAGAUGUAUGAAGAUUUGGACUACCGCGAUCCAUUCGCGGCCUGGCACAGCGGCGGGUUGCCGGACAGCUCGCUUUGCUCCAAGUGUCUGGAGCUCCACGGCGUUCAUGCACUCUGCACGCCUCUCAAGCCCCUGCCUGCAGAUGCGGUGUCACUUCCCCCUCGUUCCAUCAAGUCUGGGAUCACGGGCGCCCUCUCCCUCCAUGACUAUCGCAAGUAUUUGUCGCGGUCCGCAGACUGCGUGGACGAUCCCAUCGAUCGCUCCGAAAAGACUCUCAAACGCAAGACCGCAACCUUCAAUUUGAAUCGUCCACCUCCGCUCACGUCGCUCUCUUCGUGUGCGAUUUCGGUGUCCUCCGCCGCAUCAAGCCCCCCACCACUGUCGCCGUCGUAUUCUCAUAGUAUCAUCUCUUACCAGAGUGAGCAAGAGCCCGAGGUUUCAGAGGCAUCAACUGUUGCCAUUCCACCACCCCAAAGUCCACGAGUGCAUCUUGUCUCGGAAAGCUUUACACGCCCUAGACCGAACCGGAAGCGAUUGAACCCCUUCCGCGAGAAGCUUCUGAGGGACGCAAAAGGUCAGGGUCAGGCUCGACGCACAUUACCUCAAUCCCGUCCUCAAGCAUCCACUCCGAUGCUGGCCAACACGCAGGCCGUUGCCACCAUCUCGCACGGUGGUGCCUCCUUUGAGAUCUUGAAUCCACGCAAAUCCCUUGAUGUGGCUCGCAUUGUCUCCUUCAUUGAGGAUGUCGAUGACUGCUCGAUGCUGUCUUACGACCCCCACCAUGACUCAAUAGUCUCUUCCAACCCGUAUUCGGUAGACGACAGCUUUGAUGGAGCUUCCCUGUCGCAAUUUACCGACGUCUCAUUACCAUCGCAUUACUCUUCUCCUUCUUUAUACACUACUUCGCCUUCCAUUGGAUACUCCACGCCUAAACGGCAAAUAGCAGACAUCCCAUCGUCGUCACCCGGUGUGCACGACCGAGUCCGCUCGCUCUCCGAUUACUCCCUCCGCAAACAUGACUACUGGACACCCGCACGCAAGGAGGACACCACCUUCCCUUCGCAGAGCAACCAGAUGAACAUGAACAAUGACCUACCCAAUCAACUCACGGUGUCGACCACCGAGUGCCCACAAGAUCCCGAAUCCGAACCAGAUCUGCUCCCGUCAGACCCCCAAUCUCCAUCCUCCCAACCAACCUUUUUCUCCGGAGAAAGUGACAUUGGCGAGCCGGGCUCGCCAGUCUACGCCAACGGCGAAUGGGCGCAGGUCGACGAGCGCGACCGAGGUAUCUUCCUCGACCUCCAACCACCCCCAACCCUAUCACCGGGAUACUCCGAGCCCCCAUCUCCAUAUGACGUUUACUAUGCAAACACAAUGUCAACGCCUCUCCCUUCAACACCGUCUUACAAUCAGCAUUACGACCCGUAUGACCCUAUCUACUUUGACCCGCACGUUCAAUCCGUUCUUGCCGCCGCGAACGCGUAUGGCAUGGGAUUGCGUGGAAACCCGACGCGGGGCGCGGAUGAUCUGCAGCGCAGAUUUGGCAGUUCGGUUUCGUUGGGCGGAUCCGGGUCUGGGGUUGGGGUCGGGGAGACGGGUGUGCACGGGGAAAGGAAACCGUCCUUUUCGCAGAGGAAGAAGUUCAAGAAGUUUUUCAGUUGGAGAUCUGGAAAUUGAAGGGGUAAUCUUCUCAUGAUGUGAUGAGUCGGGACCGGUGGAAUAUGCAACCCUUUGAACCUUCUUUUCGGUGAUCUUUUUUUCUUUCUCACCUUCUCCCUUUUCUUCUUCUUCUACCUUGUCUUUUCAUACCUUGUACAUCAUUUUAUUCACCGAGUCUGUGACUCGACUUUGGACCGAUAUCACCAGUUUGAUAUCAGGUCUAUCAAUUUCUACUAUUCUUCCGGUACUCCCUUUCAAACAUUCAUCUAGAUAUCCCACAAUCCUAAUUCAACGCUCAACUUAUCAUAACCCA
Penicillium brasilianum is the source of this 3740-nucleotide messenger RNA. Lineage: Eukaryota; Fungi; Ascomycota; Eurotiomycetes; Eurotiales; Aspergillaceae. The record is from the annotation of a GenBank genome assembly.